GCUGGCUGGCAUAAGGGGGGUGUCCAUGGGGUGCUGGUCCUCUCCUGUCCUUUAGCACCCCGAGGGAUGGAUGGAGACCCACAGAGGAGAGUUCUCCAUCCUACAGAGGAUGCAAUUUGGGAGCAGAGAUGCUGCAUCUGGGAAUGAAGUCAUCCACCUACUCCUACAAUUCUCCCUCCUCCUGCUCGGUAGCCGGGUGCCCCCCGCCCCCCGACGCGCUGCGGCGGGGGGGCCGCCCGGCUACCGAGCAGGAGGAGGAGGAGGAGGAGGAGGGACGCUGACAUCACCGCCGGAGCGCGGCUCGGCGGGGCCGGGAGCCGGCUCCGCUCCCGUUCUCCGCUCCCGCCGGUGGAGCCACCGCGCCCGGUAAGGCUGGAGGGGCGGCGGGAGGGCUCUGGGAGGCGGGUGGAUGGAUGGACAGACAGACGGCUGCUGCUCAGCCUCCCUCCAUCCCUCUUCCACGGGGUCCUGCUGGAAGCUGGGGGACAGUGGGUCGGCAGCAGCUCACAGUCUUUCCCCCUAGGGAUGAUGUCACUCUUGGAGGAAUAUAUAAAAAUGCACCAAAAAAUUAAAAAAAAAAUUAAAAAAGGAAAAAAAAAUCCCCAAACCCACAUGAAAAACCUACAUCUUCAUUUGCCAGCUCCGUGCAGCAAUGCCAGGCUGGAGCUGCCGGAGGGGAGCUGCGUGCGGCAGGAGGUUUCUCAGCACAUAUGUCUAUUUUAAAAACCCGUGGCGUGAUCUCUUGCCCUACUUUCCAGACUCUUGCCGGUACUUUCCUUGCGUGCAGUGGCCGAGCCGUGCUGGCGGGAGCUCCCCGGGAAGCGGGAGCCGAGCGAGCCGCUGGGCUCUCCCUGGCGCCGGAGCCGGGAUGGGGGACGGGCACGAGGUUGAGGUCAAGGCAGAGGUUCGGUCACUAACGCUCUGCCUUUCUCUCCGGCAGGGGAGGGAUGUCCCCAGCACGGUGCGGAUGAGGCCAGGCUAAGGAGGACCCACGGUUGUCCCCUCCACCCCCAUUAGCCUCAUCUCUCUCCCCUCCGUUUGCCCCGGUGAAGAAACAGCUCCUCACCCACACCUGAACCAGCGAGCCCCAGGCGCUGGUGCGGCUGCACAGCGAUUUUGGGGCUGCGGGGGUCAGGAGCCGCUCUCCAUCUCGCAGGUUUUCCGACGCUGAGGCUCCCACCGAGCGAGUGCAGGACAGGGAGCGCUCCGCAGCCCUCGCUGCCCAAGCCCAGCCCCGGCUGCCCCGUGCGGCCACCCCGGGCCCCAUGCGCGGCGGGCCGGGGGCCGUGUGAGCCGCGCCAUGGCCUCGUCGGACGGGCUGCAGUACCGGGCGCUCUACGAGUACCAGAAGGACCGGGAGGAGGACCUGGCGCUGUGCCCCGGGGAUGUGCUGACGGUCAGCAGGGCCGGGCUGCUCAGCAGCCCCAACUACAAGGACGGGGACGAGCGCAACCCCCAGGGCUGGCUGCACGGCGUCAACGAGCGCACCAAGGAGCGCGGAGACUUCCCCGGCACCUACGUGGAGUACCUGGGCCCCGCCCGCAUCGCCGCCAGCGCCGCCAAGGCCAGGCCACGGCCCCUGCCCCUGCCUCCUGCCGGGACCCCCACGGCCUGGGGACUCCCCGGGCAGGCAGAGCUCACCGAGCACCCCGCCCUCCCCGAGCAGGCGCUGCAGACCGUGGCCAGGCUCAUCGAGGCGCUGGAAAAGCAAGGUACGGAGAAGCACAGCCCCCAGCCGCAGAGCACAGCCAGGGGCACGCACAGCCCCCCGCCCUGCUCGGCUCAGAGCGCCCCGAGAGCGUCGCCAGAGCCAAACCUCUCCCCACGCUCCCCGGGCGCUCAGCCCCUGCCUGUCCUCCCCCUCUGAAGGAGGAGAUGGGCUCAGCACUAACCCCCCUCUCCCCUCUGUGUCCCAGGGCUCGACAGCGAGGUGCUCUACAGGUCCGGCCCCGGCGUGCUGGGGGAUGCUGAGCUGAAGCAGGCGCUCCUGGCCGGUGAGUCCCGCAGCUCCUGGUGCUCCCAGGAGGGACGGGGGCCGCGGAGGUGAUGCUGUCCCGGCAGGGAGGGGUUACGGCACCGACACCCUCACAGCCCUGAUCCCAGCUCUGCGAGGCCCUGCCUGCAUGCGGAGCCCCCUCUUGUCCCCGUGUGAUGCAGAUAAAGUGAUGCAGGUGCAGGGCAGGGGCGCUUCACUAGGAUUUUUUUUUUUUUUUUGGAGGGGGGGGAGGUGAUGGGCGGAAAAACACUUGGGUUUUUAAUCUCUAGGGUUUGUAUCUGAGAAGCAGGGCAGGGAGAAAGCCUCUUGCCGACAGGGAAAAAGAAAGAGGAAAGGGAAAGCUUAUUUACAAGAAUGGGAAGCUGUUUGCAAGACUUAGGGGCAAGAGCGGGUGGGGGGGAAAGGGAAAACCAUCUCCCCAUACCUGCCUCUAAAUCCUAAAUCCACGGCUGGGAUAGGACGGCACACGGCGAGGGGGACGCGAUGGAUCCAGUGAGCCGCUCAAAUCUGGGUUUUUUGGGGGUGUGUGGGGCGCAUGGAGCACCCCCAUCGUCGGGCCGCGGUGCCCAGAGGGCGGCACUGUGACACCAGGCACGGGCGGCCCCGCACAGCCCCGGGCCGGCCCCGCAGCCUCCGCAGCCCGGCGCUGCCGGCCGGGGGGCGGCGGGAGCCGGGCGGUGUUGCUGGGGAGAAGGGCUGUGAUGAAAUCGCUAUAUUAAGCACCAUGACCUCAUCGCUUCCCGCGCACCGGGAGCCGAGUCCCGCCGGGCGGGGAGGGAGGGAUGCAGGAGAGGAGAGCUGGAGCUGCCGGGGAUGCUCCUUCCCCUCUGCCCCAAGAGGGCUGCGCUCCCCGCGGAGGUGAUGGGGGGUGGGGGCACCCCCCCACCCCGCCCUUCUCCCCAAGCUGUGGGCUGAGGAAGUUCGGAGCAGUGAGUGAUGCUCUUCACAGCCUUGUAUCCC
Messenger RNA from Prinia subflava (tawny-flanked prinia), 2956 nucleotides. RefSeq names its product phosphatidylinositol 3-kinase regulatory subunit beta-like. The record is from RefSeq and is a predicted model, not a curated record. Bases 1301 to 1867 code for a protein of 188 amino acids. The transcript is spliced from 2 exons. Gene Ontology annotation, molecular function: protein binding. Lineage: Eukaryota; Metazoa; Chordata; Aves; Passeriformes; Cisticolidae.